This is a messenger RNA of Microsporum canis CBS 113480, 2025 nucleotides long. RefSeq lists its product as hypothetical. The coding region runs from base 1 to 2025 and encodes 674 amino acids. The record is from RefSeq and is a predicted model, not a curated record. NCBI's taxonomy places the organism in Eukaryota, Fungi, Ascomycota, Eurotiomycetes, Onygenales, Arthrodermataceae. The transcript has 6 exons.
AUGAUUGCUGUCCAAAGUCAGGCCUCCGUGUCGCCUCGAUCAACCGCCAUCUUUUCGUCCGAUGCCUCUGUUCCACUGAGAUCAAACCAGAGAUCUCCCCUCAUGCCUGUCUCCAAUUCCCCCUCACACGACCCGUCUCAGACGGAAGACCACGAAGAGCAGGGCAAACCCAAGCCCAAGUCACGGUCAAACACACCCAGCAGCCUCAAUCUCACCAAUGGGAACGGCAGACGGAGUCUCAGUGGCAGUCCUGCCAGCUUGAGGAAGGCCUCCCCUCGUGCGGAAGAGACCAGAGACCUGAGUCUCCAGACAAGAGAGGAAGACCUGCGGAGGGAUGACUUGGAAGACGAUGAGCCCGAGCCUCAAUCAGUCAUCCACGCUCCAGCCGGCUUUGAUGGAUUCACUGUGGAGUCGCCCGCGCCGUCGACAACAUCGUCAACCCAGAGAUCGGACGUGACCAUCACCGUCCCUCGAGCUGAAUCAAGGAAAUCUGGAGCAAGCCCCAUCUCGCCUCCUCCGAUAACCACCUCCGUUGCUCCAUCCGGACACUACGAGCUAAACACUCCCAGAGCACAAACACUGCAGGAGAUAGAGAACUUCAAAAGAACACCCCAUCAAGCAAACCUAGAUGACAUACCAGAAAGUUCAGACACAGAACAUAGCCAGGAUGGUCACUAUGACGACGGUGAGCAGUCAAGAGAUGCCUGGUCCAAGACCAGGUCGGCUCUGCCUGACAACGACGGGGAAAUCAGUGCACUCCGGACCGCCUUGUCGGAGUGCUGGACGCUCUGCAACACCCUCGCCAGCCUAAGCUACAACCACCGAGAACGCCUGUUCAGCUUUGGCGGAAAAGACGACAUGCAGGAACAGGCCUGGAAGACGUGCUGGAAGCUAUGCCAGAACCUGUACGAGACCCGUGAUGACGACCACUCAACCCAGGUCCGGCCCACGCUCGACAUGUGUCGGGACUUCUGCCAGGCGCUGUUCGAGGUACGGCUGAAGGAGAACGAGGUCGCCGACUCUGUCCUCAGGGUGAGCUUCGAGCUGAACAACCACCUGUACAACACCCACGACCGGAAUCUUCCCGAAGCCUUUCGAGAACGCACCCUGGACUUCUACAUCACCCUCUGCCACCGAUUGAUGAAGCAGCGGACCCGGCUGACGGAGGAAACCGACUCCCUGCUGCGGGCAUGCUGGUCUCUGGCGGAGAUGCUCUUCAGUCUACGGCAGGGGAAACGCGAGGGCAAGGCUCCUGACGAGGAGCUGCUCGGGUCUGCCGUCCAGGCCUGCUGGGAGCUAUGCGACCUCUUCCGCGAGGGAUGGACACAGGUCCGUCCUGACCGCGGCACCCCCCGUCCCAGCCAGACCACCUUCACCCAGGCCUUCUACCAGGCCAAACGCGCAGAGUAUCCCGUCGAAGACACCGACACCGACACCGACAGUCUCCUUGGCCUGCAGAACCCAGAGACUCCCACCACCAUCUUUGACGACAGCGCCACCACCGUAUCGCCAGACCAAGCUCCCAUACCAAACAUCAUGGUCCUGGGCUUCGAUAACCCGCCGCACCACCCUCGCUGGUCCAGCAACUCCUCUACCCUGUCCGGCUACUCGCGCACAUCCAGCCAGACGGCCUCGUCCACGCACACGGUCAAGUCACCGGGCGAGGACCAGAACCUGACCGCUCUGAAACUUCUUCUUGUCCGUGCAGCGAUGAACAGCGGCUUCCAGCGCGGUGGCUCUGAGAGCCUGCCCACCUUCGUCAAGACCCUUUCGUCGGACUCCUUUGGCUCCUUGCCUUGGCAGAUGUCGUUGCUGGUCAACUAUAAGAAGCUGAUCACCAGCGACCCGGCCUUCAGGUCCGUCCCUCCGCCAACCAGGGCAAGCGCCAUAGACGUUGCUAGCGCCGUGCAGGCCAUGGUCCAGUAUAACAGCCAGUACGAGUGGCUGUUGGACCUGUACCGUCUUGUCUUUGGCUUUUAUACUGACGAUGCCGUCAACGCGACCGGCAUGAUCAUUCAGUCGUGA